This is a messenger RNA of Seminavis robusta, 3309 nucleotides long. The record is from the annotation of a GenBank genome assembly. Lineage: Eukaryota; Bacillariophyta; Bacillariophyceae; Naviculales; Naviculaceae.
AUGUUACCAUCGCUGUUGAGAAGAUCGCUACGGCAAGACAUUGCAAGAAAGGUGGCUCGCAGAUGGUGGCGAUGCAAUCACAACAAUAAAAGAGUUGUUUCUGUGUCGAUCCCACGGGCCUUUUUUGCAACCACUGCGAGCGCCAAUGAUGUGGACGAUCCAUUUGAGCAAACGAAGGAACAGAGUGGUGGUGUAGCACUUGGUGCAACCGACCAAUGUUCUCAAUAUCAUGAAGAAGAAGAAGAAGCAGCUCUACUGCUGAAGGACCUUCGAGGUGACUUAUCCAAAGCCAUGGAGGAGAUCAUUUUGCUGGUCGAAGAAGAAGAAGAAAAGGUGGAGGCAGAACAGAGGCCAAGCGACGACGACCAGGCUCAAGAUGACGACGACAAAGCAGAGAAUGACAAUAUUCUUGACCAAAGAAGAGAGAAUGGUCUGCGUGAACGUUUUGCCAAAGCGUGGAGAAAGCACGAGAUGAAGAAGAGGCACACUAUGGGGAUAGCAAAUAAUAUCACUCCUGGGAUGGGCUGGAAAACGUUUCUUGGAAACCACCACGAGUUUGGUGGAGAUAAGGAACAAUCCUUUCCCGAGGAAGAAAAUUUGUUGGUGAACAGUUUGGACGAUCUGAAAUUAUCUUCUUCCGCUGGAGCACAACAUUUGCAUCCAUCAAAUGAUAAUGAUAUUCUCAGUUUUCCGGGGAAUGAGAUGACAUUCGCAGAGCUGAAGAUCCCAGAGCAACAAUCAUCAGCACAAAAGGCACUUGCCGACCUUCCUUUCCCGAAAUUUUCCUUGGAUUCGACCGCAGCAGGCGAACAGAAUAAAGUUGCCUUGACCGAUGAUGAUGAUGAUGGGAAUGUCGAGGUGGACGAAUCCAUGCGAAGAGAGACUGCCUCUUUUCAUCCACAAAUUCAUGGAUUGGAAGACCAGCUGCAACCAUCCAUGGCUAUUCAGAGCCAAUCGGAACUGGAGAAGUUGUGUGUAUUCCUAGAGUCCAUGAGACCUUCGGACUGGGCGGUAGUGGAUACCCAAGAUUACCACCACGAGCAUUUUGACGAUGACGACAAUCAUUUUGACGAUGAUGAUCACAACCAUGAGGAUAUGGACAUUUUUGACACUGGGAAAAGCCAGGAUGAGGACGUUAUAGAAGACGAUAUUGAAAGACUGCUGAAUCUGGCCUUGAACACGACGGAUGGCCUUUCGACUGAAGAAUACAACUUGAUCUUGGCACGUAUUUCCACAGCCCCCAAUCUCGUUUUGGACUCCAUUUUGGAGUCGCUGUUGCAAGUCUACCACGUGAUGAAAAAGAAUGCCGUGCCAGAUGAAACAACCUACAAAAUACUGCUCUUGACUCUGCAGAGACGAAUGGCUGGCAAUGGGAUCAUGGUUUCGCUUCUAUUGCAGGACAUGAUGGAUUUCAAGGUGACACUGUCAUCGGAUGCACUUCUUGUGAUGGGUAUGACCUGUCUAGAUCAUGAGAAUAACUUGAGGGUUGCCAAGCGCUUUCUCCUGGACUAUGCAUUGGAUGCGGGCAGGAGAAACAGAAGAUUGCCCCAGUCUUGUACACGGACCCUCAUGAAAAUGAUGUCCAGGGAAGACAGUGUAGACGACGCCAUUUCCCUCUUGAAGUUGUGUAUGGAGGUAAAUGGCUUGAGGCACAGUCGUGACACGGAUUCAGUUGUCGAUGUAGCUUUUCAAUGGCCAGACCGCAACAGGGCGGGACAGAAACGUGACAUUGUGCAUGUGCUCCGAGCAUUUCUGGAAGUCAUCCUUGACAAAAAGAAUAGAUUCAGAUACGAGCCAAGUUUCAAAUCUUGGCAAAAUAUCAUUGUGGCAUUGUCACGGACGACACGUGCUGACCCCACACGGUGGGAGCUGCUCAGGCGACCAUUUCAUGCGCUUUUUCAGCAGAACCAGAGUUUCUACCCAGGGGAAACCUUGCUGAGAAUAGGACUCGACUAUUGUGAUGCCACAGGAGACUCCAAGCUGGCGCGAGACCUCAUAGUUCGGUCUGUUGAUCAUCAUGUUCGUUCCAAUCAAACAAUGCCGGCCAGUCCGUGGGGCUACAGUAACAGCCACGAAAUCAGUAAUCAGGAUUCCCUUGAGCAGGAAACACUCGAGUCAUUGAACAAUCCACCCGUAUAUAACAACGAAGAGUCGUCGACCCCAUUGCAAACUCAAAACGUUCAGUUUGCUGGAGAUGUCUUCCACAGUGAAUACACGGACACAAACUUGCACGGCAGCUUCGAAACUUCGUGGUUCACCACCCAAAAUGAAUUUGGCACGAUGGAGUUAGAUACCGUUGAUGAAACUAUGACGCCGGAGGCAACGGCGACCAUCGAUUCUGACGUGCCCUGUCAUGAUAGUGGUACUGCCCAGCAAGUUGCCCCUCCGUUGCCCUUCAAAGCUUUUACAAAAUCUCUCAGAGUUUGCAUAACCGCAGGGGAUGUCACGAAUGCGAGGUCUAUUCUGGAAGCGUUUGGACGACUGCCGUCUGUGUAUCCCAAAGACAUCGAAUCCGAAGUUUGGGGCUCGGCCCUUCGUGGGUUUUCCAGCUUGGCCCUGGACUCAAGUCUUGUCAAUGAGAUCUUUGUACAAAUGAAGCAAAAGGGGCUGAAGAUCGACGAGGAGGCGUAUGCUGCUGUUUUGCACUGUUACGCUGUGGGGAAUCAACCAGAAGAGGCCAUGAAGUUGUUUCAAGAAAUGAAAUUAGGAAUGUUCCACGACGAAGUCCAACCAGGCUUGUCAUGUUAUAAUUCGAUGAUUCUGGCUUGCGUUAAAGCCAAGGAUUAUGGCAAAGUCAUGGAGCUUUAUGAAGAAUUGAAAGCAUCUGAAACUGCUACGAAUGACGCUACUACGCAGGGUGUUGUCAUUGCUGCACGCCGUAUGGGAGGGAAAGAAAAAGCCCGGCUUGUUCUGCAGGAAGCAUUGUCUGCGAGUACCGUGGUCAGCCGAAACAAUUGUCAUGUGGCAUUGAAGAUACUAAUGCCAGACUUAUUGUCAGGUAGAGCCUUUCGUGGGUCCGCUGAUGUGGCACAUGUUCAGGAGAUGCUAAGGGAACUGGGGCUGGAAAACGAGAUGCUUCGACCGGCAUGUCUAGACUUGAUGCGGUCAUGCCGUCAGGCAGACAUCGAACAGCGGCGCACCCCUACGAAGCAUGUUUCCGCGAGUGAUCUUGCUUCUCGACGUAAUGCAGCCUGGAAGGAAGCACUUGAAGACAUCUUACAAUUGGAUGAGGUCAGAAGAGGGCUAAAAGACGGCCCUGUGGUGGAGAGCGACCGCCCAGGAAAGGAGGUCUCUUUUCCCGCCGCAUGA